Molecule: messenger RNA, 4643 nt
Organism: Cydia strobilella
Lineage: Eukaryota; Metazoa; Arthropoda; Insecta; Lepidoptera; Tortricidae
Gene: psidin
Product: phagocyte signaling-impaired protein
Exons: 14
Coding region: 132-2828 (898 amino acids)
Biological process (GO): N-terminal peptidyl-methionine acetylation
Cellular component (GO): NatB complex; cytoplasm
Molecular function (GO): protein binding
Source: RefSeq, a predicted model, not a curated record
UAGCAACAUUUUCACAAAACGUCACUGUCAGAGGAUCGACCUAACCAACGACAACAAACGUGCUAUAAAAAGCCAAAAAAGAGCCGAAAUAUCUUCUUUCACCCCAAAAAAGAGGGCUCUAUAAAUGAAAAAUGGCGGGCCGGCCACAGCACAUGCAUGACGGUGGAAUCGUUGAACGCCGGUUGCGUCCUAUUUACGAUUGGCUGGACAAUGGGAAUAACAAGAAGGCCCUGCAGGAGGCGGAGAAAGUGCUUAAGAAGAGUCCUACGCUGCAAGCGGCGCGGGCUCUAAAAGCCCUGUCGCUUUUUAGGUUAGGAAAAUCGCCGGAGGCUAACUCGGUACUGGAGGCGCUGGCGGAGGAGAAACCUAGCGACGACACCACGCUGCAGGCCAUGACGAUAUGCUACAGGGAAUGUCAGCAAUUGCAAAAAGUAUGCUCGCUCUACGAAGCCGCAGUAAAAGUGGACCCAACAAGCGAGGAGCUGCACUCCCACCUGUUCAUGUCCUAUGUCCGCAUCGGGGACUACCGGGCGCAGCAGCGGGCAGCCAUGACACUGUACAAGUUUGCACCUAAGAACCCAUAUUACUUUUGGGCUGUCAUGAGCAUUGUUUUGCAGGCCAAAGAAUCCGACGACGCUUCCAAACGCGGCAUCCUACUCGCCCUAGCCCAACGAAUGGUCGACAACUUCAUCUCCGAAAACAAAAUGGAGGCCGAACAAGAAGCUCGCCUCUACAUCAUGAUCCUCGAGCUGCAGGAGAAGUGGGAAGACAUCUUGAAGUUCAUAGAGAGUCCGCUCUAUGAUAAACUCCUGCCGGGAUCUAUUACCCAGGCGGUGAUACCUUAUUUGAAGAAACUUAAAAGGUGGAAGCCGCUGAAUCUAUUAUGCAAGGAGCUGUUGUAUGAUAAUCCAGAUAGAUGGGAUUACUACGUCCCGUACUUCGAAUCAGUAUUCAAUCUGAUAAGGGAAUCGGACAAGAGUGAGGGAUGUGAUGAUACUGCGGAAAAGUGCCAUGAAUUCAUCUGUCAGUUGGUGGAGGGCAUGGGUUCGGGCAGGGUGUUAAGGGGGCCUUAUUUAGCCCGAUUGGAGCUAUGGAAACGACUGGCGGUUGAUGGGAAUCCUACUGAGCUUUUAGGUAGCGGCGUAGCACUAUGCGUGCAAUACUUACGAGUGUUCGCCAACAAGCCGUGCGCGGUGCCAGAUCUCCGGCCGUACCUGGAAAUGAUCCCGCAGGGCGAGCGCGAGCAGCACUGCCGGGAUUUCCUUACGUGUUUAGGCUUUGACGAAGACAGUGAGCCUACCACGCCCGACGACAUCCAACGCCACAUUUCGUGCCUAUCAUUAUGGCGUCUAACAGCGGCACCUCUCCCCGCGGCGGACUGUUUGUCCCUGGCUGACCGGCUGCGGGCGCAUUACCUCAGAGCCAACUCCGACGGGUAUGCGAUACUGGCCGCGCAUCAUUACAUAUAUGCCGCGAUCGAGUUACAAAGCUCAGAGCCUGUGGUGGAAGCUCUAUGUCUUCUAGAGCUGGUGCUGCACCGCUCUCCUGCUAACUUCCACGUCAAGCUACUGCUUAUCACUCUCUACCAUCUCCUAGGUAAUGCAUUGGCGGCGGACAGCAUCUACCAACGUCUAGAAGUGAAGCACAUUCAGCUGAUCUCGCUCGGCUGGCUGCACUGCGCGCGGCUCGGCGGCGCCGCGGCCUGCGCGCGCGCCCUGCAGCUGCUCGCCGACACCGGCGCCUUCCGCGACCAUCAGCAUAAAGACAGCGUAGAACACUUAACAUAUGCAUACAAAUACGGCACGUUCGAGAAGCUAGUGGAGCUGGGGCGCUGGAACAGUUUGGUGCGGCGCUGCGCGUGGGGCGCGGCGGCGGCGCGGGAGCGCGCGCUGCUGGCGCUGCUGGCCGGCCCCCCCGCCCCCCACCACGCCCCCCCACCGCUACACAACCAGCCUGUUGACAACCGUGACCUAACUGUGAUAGUGAGCUACGACCCGCCACAAUGCCAAGACCCGUACCUUAAAGCUAAGAGCUUCGAGGAGGAGCUGGCGUACCUGAGGCUCAAGGACGGGCUGGUGUCGUCCAUAGCGCUGUGCAUAGAGUUGGCUGAUGGUAGACCGGUUGACGAGAAAAAGGCUCACUACGAGGAGCUGACGGCGUGUGUAGGUGCCUUUAGCGAAGCGAUGGCGAAAUGUCGAGAUCUGUACGGCACCAGGCGGCGGUGGCGGGUUUCUGAACCAUUCCCCAGCACAAUUAUCGCAUUCGUAUCAUCACCCGUACCCUACCGGGAACUGUACUCCUGCGCGCUAACGCUAGUGGGCGAGCUGGCAACGUCGCACACGGCGCGCGCGCACGCACUGGCGGAGGAGGCGGCGCGUGAAAUACGCGGCGCGAGACAAAAACUGAAGACAGUAGUGCCUAGGGAGGGUUGGGGCAUGAGGGAGGCCAUAGAGCACCUUAGUGUCUACUUAGAGUUCAUAGGCAUAAUAACCUUCCUCCUCGGCGUGUGCAACGAGCUCUCAACGCCAACCAACACCAAAAAGUCCAAAAAGAAAACCAGCCAGUCCCCCGACGAGCUCCGGACCUCAGAACUGCUCUCCGACCUCAACCAGUCCGUACAGGACUCCGUCUCGGACAUUGAACAAAUCAUCGAGGACUGGCCAAAAUAUACAUUCAAUUCAACGCUAGAACAAGAAUUAAAUAAACUUUCACUAGAUAAAUACCAAUGUCCGGUUCAGAAUAAACUUAAUAGUGGACUGAAGGAUGUUUUGAGCGAUUUGGGGAAUAUACUUAAGAAGAAAGAGAAGUAUUUGAAGAGUCUGCAGUGAUGUGAUAUGCAUAUCUGUUAUAUUGAUAUUAUCUAGGGCGAUGUGAUUGUGCGUUUUUAGAGUUUAUAGUAAGAUUCAUAGAAAACGUCAACAAGGGCAACGCGCAUGUGAUAGCCCCGUUGUUGCAAACAACUUUAGGCUAUAUACUAUUGCCACAUUCGUAGUGUAAUAAAAACCGGUCAAGUGCGUGUCGGACUCGCGCACUAAGGGUUCUGUACCAUUACGCAAAAAAACGGCAAAAAAAUCACGUUUGUUGUAUGGGAGCCCCCCUUAAAUAUUUAUUUUAUUCUGUUUUUAGUAUUUGUUGUUAUAGCGGCAACAAAAAUACAUCAUCUGUGAAAAUGUCAACUGUGUAACUAUCAUGGUUCAUGAGAUACAGCCUGGUGACAGACAGACGGACAGCGGAGUCUUAGUAAUAGGGUCCCGUUUUUACCCUUUGGGUACGGAACCCUAAAAAAGAAUGGUAAACUCCAUACAUUAAAUGUAUGGAGAAUGUCCAUAAUGUGAACGUUUCAGCAUGUUUUCUAUGGAAUUUACUAUAUAUACUACUCUCUACACUUAAGUUCACUUGAUUUCGUGUUUGCCAAAUAAGAUACAAAUACAGAAAGGUGAACUUGAAAAUUAGGGCACGUUCAUAUUAGGGUCAUAGUAAGCGGCCUAAGGCUACGUUUCCACCAGAGAUGUGCGAGGAUACGUAGCGAGGGAUGUGCUUGUUAAGAACCAACAGAAUCGCUUCAUUUACCUAUCCUUGCUCAGCGUGAAAUGUAUGCCCUAAUUCAGUGUAGAUAUUAUGCUCAUAUCACUCGCCGAUUUUAUUCUAGUUCGAUCGAGUGAGAUACUGAUCGUGUAAAUAAUGUAAUUUUAUGGUUUUAUAUGGCUAUUAUUUACUAGAAUAUACACGCUGGCCGUUACAGCUUUGGACCUAAUGUGUUGAACAUGUUAGCCUUCUGGGUCUUAUUUACAAGUAGUUACUUAUGGACAAAUUUUGAGGAACGCAAAAAAAAGGUUUAAUUUCUGGAUUACAGCACCAAAGUAGUUUCAAAAUUAGCAAUAGGGAAUAUUACGCAAAACUCUGCGUAGGGGGCGCCACUACCACAAGAGGGUCUAUCACGAAAAUCUAAAUUUCGUUAUCUAACAUCUUUGUCACUCUUGCAGAUUCGAGCGAUAAAGGUAGAUAACGAAAUUUCGGAUUCACGUUUCCCGGUGGGUCCUCUGUAAAACCGCCUUGAUGCAUCAAUGUCAUAUUUUAUUAUCUCUGAAAACUUGUCAAAAACCUGUUAAAGGCACAGUAUGUAUAUUACUCUAAGGUUUACUAAACGGGCAAGUGCUGCAUUCUGGUGGCAGAACAUUGUAGUAAAACCCCCUAUUGAACCUUAUUUUGCGGUUCUCUAAAUUUCUCCAUGAGUGUAUUUUAACACCAUUUUGACCUUUAUGAAUUUGUCUAUGGUCAAUUUAAAACACAUCAAAGUGCGUUUUUAAAUGAGUCGGCGAAUAAAAGACCUUAUUUACCGUUUUCCUUGUGUUUUUCACUGUAUUAGUCAAUAUUAAUAAAAUAUAUGAGCUUGCAUAAUGCAAUACACAAUACAACGACUUUAUGCUGCAUAGAUAUAUUUUUGCAAUUCUAUCAUAAUAUUUAAAAAAGUGUGAUUUUAAUGCUUCACUAUGUACGCCACUCAUUAGGCAUGUAAUACACUGCCCACUGCCAAUAGGGAGCGUGCAUAAACUGUAGGGGGCAGCACAGGAGACGUCAGAUUUUUGGCGCUAGGCGUAAAUGUGUAGUUUAUGUUUCCAAAGUAGCCCACAAGAUGGCAGCAC